Molecule: messenger RNA, 1500 nt
Organism: Blepharisma stoltei
Lineage: Eukaryota; Ciliophora; Heterotrichea; Heterotrichida; Blepharismidae
Source: the annotation of a GenBank genome assembly
AUGGAUUUAAAGCAAAAACUCGAGUAUCAACAAGGAAUUGAGGAUUAUUUAGAAUCAAAUGAUGUCUAUGAGCUCUUUGAGUAUCUACUAAAAGAACUUCUAGUCGACAAGCCAGAAGAUCCCAUUGAUUUUCUCAUUCAUAAACUUGAAAAUCCUCGCCGCCGACGUCUAUUUCUUGUAGGAGGGAUUGGAAACUCUCGUCGUAUGAUAGCUCGAGACUUGGCAUCAAGAUUCAGAGUUGAGGCAGUCAAUGUUUAUGAUCUUCUGAAAAACGAGGUCAAAAAAGCUGGAAAGCACGCAGAAGGAAUCCUUACAGCCUGGCGUUCAGGUAUCUACGUUCCAGAUGACAUAAUUCUUGAAAUUUUAAUGCCAGUUCUCGAAGGCCUAGAAAAGCAAGGCAAGAGUUAUUCUUAUUCAUCAUCAAUAAAAGUACUAGAACUCAGCUAAAUUAUAUACUUCGUUAUAACAAUAGAAAUUUAAAAACCAAAUUGUUUUUUUAAUCUAUCUUAAAAAAUAUACAUACUAAAUGGUUGUCCUAGAACAAGAGUUCAAAGUCUUGCUCUUCAAAGAGCAGGAAUCAUUCCAGACCGAAUUGGAAUUUUAACUACAGAUGAAAACGCUUAUAAAGAAAAAUUCAGACAAAACUUCAUUGAGUCUCAAGAACAAAAACCAUCAGACGAGAGCAUCGCUGAAUUAGCCUCACAAAGAGCAAUAGAAGAGCUCAGCUAUAACUUAAAUGGCGUCAAAGAUGUGUACAAAAACCAAUGGCAUGAAAUUGAGUCUACUGGAACUGUUGAUAAAGUCGCUGAUAAGGUAGCAAGAAUUUUCUUAAUGAAAGGAAGAUCUAAUGCUCCUAGAAGACCACCAAAAGUAAUCCUAUUAGGGCCGCCAGGAUCAGGAAAAUCGACACAAGCUCAAAAUUUAUCUGUUAGAUACGGAUUAACACUGGUAUCAACAAGCCAAUUACUAAGGGAUCAAAUCAAUAGAAAGUCAGAAAUCGGGAAAAAUAUAGCAGCAAUUAUGUCAACUGGAGAUAUGGUACCUGAUUUCAUAAUUACAGAAUUGGUUAGAAAUAGACUGCAGGAAACAGACUGCAAGAUGAAUGGGUGGAUUUUAGAUGGGUUUCCAAAAACUGUGGAGCAGGUAAGGUCGCUUAAAGAGUUCAAAAUUCAACCAUCUCAUGUGUUUUUCUUAGAGAGCUCUGAUGCAUUAAUAUAUGAAAGAAUUGAGCAAAGAAGGCUAGAUCCCGUUACUGGAAAGUACUAUAGUGUUGCAGCACUCCCAGACGAUCAAAAUUUAAGAGAUCGUUUAGUAAUCCUUGAAGAAGACUCUCAUGAAGCAGCCAGAAAAAGACUUCAAAACUAUAAAGAGCAUUCUACAAAGCUGCAUGCAGAAUUUGCUAAAGUUGGGAUGAACAUCAAAGCAGAGUUAGAUGAGAAUUUGAUAUCUGAAAUGAUUGGAGAUGCUAUUGAAAAUUCUAUUCCACAUGAAUUUGACUAA